Messenger RNA from Sardina pilchardus (European sardine), 1087 nucleotides. Its product is annotated as trace amine-associated receptor 13c-like. The coding region runs from base 23 to 1087 and encodes 354 amino acids. Lineage: Eukaryota; Metazoa; Chordata; Actinopteri; Clupeiformes; Clupeidae. The record is from RefSeq and is a predicted model, not a curated record. Gene Ontology annotation, molecular function: trace-amine receptor activity. Gene Ontology annotation, biological process: G protein-coupled receptor signaling pathway. Gene Ontology annotation, cellular component: membrane. The transcript has a single exon.
CUGAUCCAGUAGGAGUCCGAUCAUGUCAUUGGAUUCCUAUUCACUUUCUAGGGGGCUCUUUAUUGAGCGAACAUACCUAGAAAAGAGCACUUUUGAACUCGGCAAUCACAGCCAUAAGGACAAGUGUGUUUCUUGCUUUGGGAAAACGAUGGUUACAACAGAAUAUGUGAUUUUCUAUAUAUGUGCAAUACUUGCUGUUAUAGUAACUGUGUUUGGCAACCUGCUUGUCAUAAUAUCGGUGUGUCACUUCAAACAGCUGCAUACACCAACGAAUGUGCUUCUCCUUUCCUUAGCUGUGGCAGAUUUCAUGGUGGGAAUGUUUGUGAUGCCACUGGGAUUCAUCUGGAUGAUCGAGGCAUGCUGGUUCUUUGGGACAUCCAUGUGUGCUUUUCUCAACUUUUUUGCGUUCCAACUGACAACCUGUUCUGUUCAUAAUGUGGCUCUCAUUGCAGUGGACCGAUACCUGGCGCUGAGCAAUCCCUUUCUCUACACCAAGCAAAUCACUGUGAAGAUCGCAGUCAUCGCGGUCUUGUUUACCUGGGCUGUUUCAGUGGGGUAUAAUUCUUCUCUUCUCUACUACAACGGGUUUUUCACGACCUCUCUGGCCCUGUGUCCCAGCGAGUGUCCAGUUGCUGUGAGCGAAAUCUGGUCUUGGGUUGAUUUUGUGGUGGUGUUUGCAUUACCUUGUUCCAUCAUGUUUAUAUUGUACCUCAAAAUCUUUGCCAUUGCCAGGAAGCACGCCACUGCCAUCAGGGCAGCUAAUAAUAAUCAGGCCAAUGUAAAUGGAAGCAAGAAUGAGAACAUGCCCAAACGGUCUGAGAGAAAAGCUGCCAAAGUGCUAGGAAUACUUGUGGUUGUAUUUUUGUUAUGUGUUGUUCCAUAUUACACUGCUAGUGUUAUGGCUGAGUUUAUCUACGGCCAGGCAUUUGAGGAUGCGCUAAACUACACGUCUCUCAUACUUUACCUGAAUUCAUUGUUUAAUCCAAUUAUUUAUGCUUUGUUCUACCCUUGGUUCCAAAAAAGCAUUAAGUUGAUUUUGAGGUGUCGUAUAUGUACCUCCGAGUCCUCUCUCAUGCAGCUGAAGUGA